This is a messenger RNA of Ipomoea nil (Japanese morning glory), 1298 nucleotides long. Its product is annotated as phosphoglycerate mutase-like protein 1. NCBI's taxonomy places the organism in Eukaryota, Viridiplantae, Streptophyta, Magnoliopsida, Solanales, Convolvulaceae. Gene Ontology annotation, cellular component: cytoplasm. The record is from RefSeq and is a predicted model, not a curated record. Bases 117 to 965 code for a protein of 282 amino acids. The transcript is spliced from 10 exons. Gene Ontology annotation, molecular function: phosphatase activity.
UAAACGUAAAUGCAUUUCCAUUUCCAUUUCUAUAACAGUUUCCGCAAGCCAAGCACAGCUGCAUUUCUCCUUUUUCCUCUCCCGCUCCGCUGCUUUCGUUUCUCUCUGUCUCCGAUAUGGAUGCUUCUGGAGGUCUGAGUGUCUAUCCUCUGCAUAGAUGUAAAAUAAUACACCUGGUGAGGCAUGCCCAGGGAGCUCACAAUGUGGAAGGAGAAAAGGACCAUAGUGCAUACCUAUUGCCUCACCUUUUUGAUGCACAUCUUACUCCUAUUGGCUGGCAACAGGUGGAUAAUCUUCGCAAGCAUGUUCAUUCAUCUGGACUUUCUAAGAGGAUUGAAUUGGUAGUCACCUCCCCUUUAUUGAGGACCAUGCAAACAGCAGUUGGUGCUUUUGGUGGAGAAAGUUAUACAGAUGGAAUAGAUGUUCCUCCACUAAUGGUGGAAAAUUGCGGAAAUAGUAGCCGACCAGCAAUUUCAAGUUUAAAUUGCCCUCCAUUCUUAGCAGUGGAACUAUGUCGAGAACAUUUGGGAGUUCAUUGGUGUGACAAAAGAAGAAGCAUUAAUGAGUAUAAACCUUUAUUUCCAGCUAUAGACUUUUCAUUGAUUGAAAAUGAUGAGGACAUUCUAUGGAAGGAGGACGUUAGGGAGCCAAAUGAAGAUGUUGCUUCCAGAGGAAUGCAGUUCUUAAAGUGGUUGUGGACACGGGAGGAGAAGGAGAUUGCAGUUGUUACUCAUAGUGGAUUCUUGAUUCAUGCCCUCACUUCAUUUGGAAAUGAUUGCCAUCCAAAUGUGAAGAGUGAAGUAUGCAGAAGAUUUGAGAACUGUGAACUUCGGUCAAUGAUUAUUGUUGACAGAAGUAUGAUUGGAUCAGACACUUCCACAACUAAUUAUCCAGGCAAAAUUCCCAGUGGAUCAGAUGCCCUAAGUGAUGAUGCAGGUGUGAAAUAUCCUAAUGGUAUACAUUGAAGUAGAAAAAUUUUGGUUUGGUAUUGGUCUAGAAUGUGAUUCUUUAAAUAUAGUCGUCUACUGCGUAUGUUUAAGGUCAGUAGGAACCCAACAUUUCCAAUACAAGAUAGACCAUUGAGCGAAUGUAUUAUUAUAAGACAAAUUUUGUAAAAACUAUGUAUAUGCACUGUAGGUGAUGGUUAUGUCAUCAGCCUUUGUACUACUAAUAUCUCUAGGUGCAAUAGAUUUCUAUAUUUUCUACCCUCUCUUGGGUCACAGGAGAAGUGAGAAAUUUGUCUUUUGUAACUUGAAAUAAGGCGAAUGCCGAAUGAAUCUGUGACAUGUAUUCCGUAA